Messenger RNA from Papilio polytes (common Mormon), 423 nucleotides. Its product is annotated as protein ORAOV1 homolog. The transcript is spliced from 2 exons. The record is from RefSeq and is a predicted model, not a curated record. The coding region runs from base 1 to 423 and encodes 140 amino acids. Lineage: Eukaryota; Metazoa; Arthropoda; Insecta; Lepidoptera; Papilionidae.
AUGGCUGACGAUAUAGAUUUUAAUGAUGUUAUUGAAGAUAUUUUCUUAAGUGAGAACACAUUAUGCCAGGACAGCUAUAAGGAAGGUUUCAGGGUUGGAUCCGAGGAAGGGAACCCCGAGGGUUAUCACUUAGGAUACCACAGAGGAGCUGAAAUUGGACGGGAAUUGGGAUAUUACUUAGGUAUAGUUACAAACUGUAUAGAACAAAACAAUUCUGAUGAAAAACAAGAAGAUAGACUUACAGAUAAGACAGUAAAACAAUUAGAGAAAGUAAAAGGACUCAUUGAAACAUUUCCUCGGAAUAACUCAGAGGAUCAUGAUAUACUGGCCCUCCUAGAGGCUAUAAGAGCACAGUAUAAAAAAGUGUGUGCUAUGCUCAAAAUAUCAUCAAAUAAUCCAUAUAGUGGUGAUAUAUCUUUUUAA